AUGAGUAUAAGCCUGAAAGCCAACGACAACAGCCGACCAAUCACGAACUUCCACGUCAGCAUCCAGAGCCCGGAUGAGUGCGGCGCCGGCAAGAUCGCACAUGGUAUCCGUGGCGAGGAGGCCCCCAUCAAGCAAGAUGGCGUCACGGUGACGACCAAGGUCAACGUGGACUGGACCAAGGUGCCCUUGCGGUGGAGGACGCCCUCCUGCGGCUGUGUCACCAUCAGGGCUACUGUGUGGGAGUCUGACAGCGUGUACCAUCAGGACGAGGGCGUGGAGGGGCCUCUGACCCGUACUCUCUGCAUCGUCGUACCGGACACUGAGUCCGAGACCGUGGACAGUCUUGAUGUUGAAGAUGAAGUCGCUUCCGAGACAGAGGUCGAGGAGGCUGAAGUCCAAGGUGAAGACAUUGAUGAGGACGAGGAGGAUGAAGACCCAGAAGAAGUCUUCUGGAGGUCACCUUCUGUUCCCAAAGUCAAGAAAACCGGCAGUUGCCGAGGCCAGGACUGCCCGCUGCACCCUGUGUUCAUCGCCCCUCGUGGGUCCGACACGGAGCUGGUGGAUGAGGUCUGUCUCCUGCUGCAGAACAAGCCAGUCAACCAGGAGGAUAUGCCUGCUUCUCUCACCAACAGGAUCCAGAGUCUGGAGGUUUGUUGCGAGAUGGAAGGCGAGACACGUUCUACCUGCAUCAAUGACCUUCGCAGCGAAAAUGUUAAGGACAUCUGCGAGGUCAGCACUAAGUACACCCCCCACGGCCGGUAUGGACUCUCCCAUCCCUGCUGCACUGGGAACAGCGAUGAGAGGCUGGAGUGCUUUGACCAGGAGAGGAAUGGUGGCUUUGACAGCACCCUGCACUCCGUGAACCGCACAGAGGAGCUGGUCAGGUUCCACAUGACGAUGAAGAAGAUCGCCCGGCUGCCCUACAUGCCCCGUAUGGAUGCCUCCAUUGUGCAGAGGAAGUGUGAGUGGAUCCUGAGCCGCAAAGACGACGCCAGGACACCGCACCAGUUCAUGAAGGGGUACUACAAGUCCCAAAUGAUGAAGUAUGAGGUUUGCUGUAUGAAGGAGAGUCAGGAAGACAGGAUCAGCUGCGUGGAGGAACUCCUCAGGCAAAAGGUGGACAACUACUGUGUGGAUCGUUCUCUGGACAGGGAAGACCCAACUAACCCCCGCGCUCUCGAGCCCAUCAACCCCUGCUGUCACCAGCCCAGGAGCGAGCGUUACGAGUGCUUCCACCAGAUCGCAAACUCCAGCUGGUCUGGGAAGAACUCUUCUAGAACCUGCUACAAGUUCCUGAUCAAGAACUACCGGACUGCACGCCAAGUCUGGCUCGACAACAUCAAGCCGGUGCUGAGUUCAGAGGAGCAUGGAGUACUGGUCUCCAAUAAGCUGUGGUGCAUGAGCGAAGGCAAGAAGAGCCGCAGUGUUCCGUGGUUCAUCGCCUACAGCAAGUUCAUGGCCCCCCGCGGCGGCAACACGGUUGCCGUGGACAACAUCUGUGACAUCACCAUGGCAACGCUGACUGGCGAGGAGCCUGACCUGGAGGAUGUCCCUGCAGAGGUGUUCGAGGAAGAAGAGGAAGAGGAGGAGGAGGCCAGUUCUGCUGAGGAGAGUUCUGAAGAGUCAUCUGAAGAAGAAGGCUAUGGUGGGAAGUCCCGUUGGAUGAUGAUGAAAAAGAUGAAGAAGAUGAUCGCCAAGGCCCCCGAGGAGAUGAGGCCCCGCCUGAUGAUGAAGAUGAAGAGGAUGAUGAUGAAGAAGAAGAUGGCGGGAAAGAUGGAGAACAUGCGCGAACUGUGGACCCAGAGGAGGGACCAGCUGCAGGCCUGCUGUAUCCAUGACGACCGGGAAACCUGUUUCAACGACCUCCGCAGCCAGCAUGCUAAUGAGGUCUGUGUGCAUGAUGAGAUCACCGUAGAGACGAAGGGCGCUGUACCGAACCCCUGCUGUCAGCUGUCAGGGCAGGAGAGGAGUGAGUGUAUGGACCAGCUGAGGAGCGGCCCCAGCGACAGCCAGAAUGACUUUACUGACGUCGUUGCUCAGUUCAAGACCCAGAGAGAGCUGCGUGCACAGAGCCAACCUGAGAUCAUGGGGUGUGAGCGUGUGAACAUGCAGGUCCAGGGAUCCUGCUACUGCCAGAAAAUGAACAUCUACAAGAAACACAAGUCCUCUGACAGCAAGAGUGGCUAUGCCGGCAAGAGCGCCUACGCAGGAGAGUACAUCCAGAACAUCAUGACCUACGUCUGGUCUCCUAUUGAUAUGAGUGUCAGUAAGAUGGGCAAGGACCUUAAGACCUGUUGCCAGAGUGAGACAGAGGAGGAACAGAACAACUGCUUCAUGCAGACCCGAACCGAGCAGGUUAACUCUUACUGUCAGCAGCUACAGGUGAGGGGGAGGGGUGGAUGGAUGGAGGGAUGA
Messenger RNA from Branchiostoma belcheri (Belcher's lancelet), 2415 nucleotides. RefSeq lists its product as uncharacterized. The transcript has 17 exons. The record is from RefSeq and is a predicted model, not a curated record. Bases 1 to 2415 code for a protein of 804 amino acids. NCBI's taxonomy places the organism in Eukaryota, Metazoa, Chordata, Leptocardii, Amphioxiformes, Branchiostomatidae.